GCCCCUUGUGCGUGCACUCUUCCUGUUAGCAGUUAGCGGGAAAUGCGAAUUCCGGGUUGAUCUCAUCUCACACAGCUGCCGACUCUUGUGCGUUUAGUUUUUUAAAAUUUUUUUGGCCGAGUGUUUUGCAGGCAAUGCUUCGAGUUUUUUCCGGUAACGAGCUUUUUGGCUUGCCCAUGGAACGACGACUUGAAGGUGAUAGUGGGCCGAAGCGCUGGCUGAAAACGAGACAGGCUGUGCAGUAUUUUAAGAGUCUCUUAUUGUGCUCAAAAUGUGGGAAUAUGCUGCAGGAACCUGUAUGCCUAGGAGGAUGUGAUCAUAUCUUUUGUAGGUCUUGCACUAGUGAGAGUUUAAGAGAAGGUUGCUCCGUGUGUCACACACCAACUUGGCAAAAAGAUAUCCAGAUUAACCGGCAACUGAAUGGUGUUGUGCAACUAUGCAAUCAACUUGAAAAUCUGCUGAUGCUUGGCUGUGAUAAGGAAGCAGAUCCUGUAAUGGAUGAAAAUACUCCACAAAGUGCCGUGCAGCCAGAGUCGCGUGAAAAACCAAAGAAAACCGUUACAAUUUGGUAUAGUCCUCGCACUCGCAAAGUCCGUGCAAAAGUUGAAAAGGCAGCUAGCAAGAAAAAUGAGGUUCAGCAGAAAGAAGGACAAGCAGCAUUUUCCAUUUUACAAGACACAUCUGUGUUUGAAUUUCCUUCUUCUGAUUCCUCAACUUCUCAGUGUGCAAAGGUGAAGAAGUCUGCACCGAGACAAAAGAAAAAAAGCUUGAAAAAAAUUAAUAAGGAAUGGGGAUUCUGGCAGGAGGGAUCCAAUGUAAAAGACAGUGUAAAUGUUGAAAGUGAAGUAUUGGAGCCACCUUCUAAGAAAAUGGUAAGCUUUUCCUCUUGGGAACCAAGUGUUUGUGACUCUGUUUCAGCUCCGGAUACUAAAGGUGGCAAAAAGGCCACAGUGGAUAUUUCUUCAGCUGAAGCCAAAGAAACUUUGACCAGCAUAUCAAAGAAAACCAGUCUUAAAGAUUUCUCGAAUACAUCUCCGAGAUUAGAGCGCUUCAUACGUGAGAUUGGCCUGGGAAACUCUGACUUCUGUUCCCCAAGUGUAAGCCACGGUGCAGAAAGUGUUUGUCCUUCAGAUGACACCAAACCUAAUGAAAAGUCAAGUUCAUUGUUAAAUUGUCAAGUUACAAAAAAACCCAAGAAGGCCCUUCCAGUGAGUCCUGCAUUUUCUUCAAGAGUCACCAGAAGACGGUCUUCCAGUACAGAAAAGGAUAGCACAGAAUUAAAUACAGGCCAGCUUUCCCCGAAAGUUCUCAGUUCUCCAAAUAAAGACUUGUUAAUAACAUCUCCUUCUUCAAGGGGUCUUCAUCAAGAUACUGGCAGUUUGCAGAGAUCUCCAGGAAAUCCAGGUGUUUUUAAGAGAAAUCACAAAGGGGAGACUCCACUUCAUCUUGCAGCUAUUAAGGGAGAUGCUCUGUCAGCAGAGCAAUUACUAAAUAAUGGUGCUGACCCAAACCUCAAAGAUCAUGCAGGAUGGACACCACUGCAUGAAGCUUGUCAUCAUGGUCACUUCAAGGUUGUCGAGCUGUUACUUCAGAAAGGGGCACUUUUAAACACUCCUGGUUAUCAAAAUGAUUCUCCUUUGCAUGAUGCAGUGAAAAAUGGACACACUACAAUUGUGGAGCUCCUUCUACUGCAUGGUGCCUCUCAGGAUGUAGUAAACCUCUUUGGAUUGAAACCAAUUCAGUAUGCAGAGAAUGAAGAUCUGAGAAACAUCCUCCAAACUGCUCCCAAGAGACUUUCAUGUCCAAAGGCCUUGACACACAGUGACAAGCUUACAGUUGACCAACAAAAGAAUGAAAAAUUAAUUCUUGCAAGCAGUGGGCUUUCCAAACGGCAGCAGUCUCAGCUCAGCAAGCUGACAACUCUUAUCAAAGCAGGAAAGGCUGAGCAGUAUAACAGCUGUGUAACUCACAUAAUUAUCCCAGAUGAUCACUUUCCAUCAGCUAUGACGUGCAUGCUGGGAGUGCUGACUGGAUGCUGGAUACUAAAAUUUCAGUGGGUCAAGGCAUCAUUAGAGACAGGAAAGCAAGCUCCAGAAGAAAUGUUUGAAGCUGCUGAUGGUCCAAAACGUAGUCGAAUAAAUAGGCAGCAGCUACUACCGGGCCUCUUUGAUGGAUGCUACUUUUAUUUUUUGGGUCCGUUUAAAUUUCCCUCAAAAGAGGAUUUGAUUCAACUGGUGAAAACUGGUGGAGGCAACAUACUGUGUAGGCAACCGAAACCAGACAGUGAUGUGACACAGACCAUCAACACUGUUGCCUACCACGCGUUACCCGACUCGGACCAGUCCUUUUGCACGCAGUAUAUCUUGUAUGACAGCAGUUACAAGUAUAAGCCCAAGCAGGUACACCUAGGAAAGGUGUGGUCAGCUCCAGUGUCCUGGCUCCUCUGCUGCAUUACCAGUUUCCAACUCUUGCCUGUGCCUGAACUUAACAGUUAACAUAAAAUGUGUUUUUUCUUUCUUGAAAACUACUAAAAUGAUACCAUUAUAAUUGAAACUGAUGCUCUCAUGCACAGUUGAGUUUUCUUCUAACAAAACAUUGUCAUGAAUAAUGCUCAUUACAAACCACGCUUUUUACUAGUUGAUAAAACUACUUCCCUUGUUUUUCUUUCAACACAGUUCAGUUUGUCAAAAUGAAGUUUUGUUUACAUAUUAUAAAUGGCACAAAAAAUAUUAGUAAGCACAGGAUACAUUGAUGGUAUUGUUCCCUGUUAAUGUUAGAAUUUUGUAGUUGUGAAAUCACUUUGUUUAAAAACAAUUUGUACAUCAUUGGUAAGUAUGUUUCUAGCUUUAUAUACGAGUGUUUCAGAUAGUAAAAUUGUACCAACUCUUUGUUUUUUUUCCCCUCAAAAGUAUUGAUGCACUUGAGCAAUUCUUUGCAAUCUGCAUUAAGGGAAUUACUUUCAAGUCUCUGCUGAUAAAGUGUAUAACUUCAUAAUGUAACAAAUCAAAGGUAAUUCCACCCCACUGAAUGGGGACCAAUUUAGGAUAAAAGGUGGAUGUUGCUUGCAUUCCUUGGAAAACAGUUAUCAAUGUAGAUAGUAAAAGUUACCCACAUGGCUUGUAAAGUGUGUGUUUAUUGUGCUUAAUUUUUGUGUAAUCCAAAUGGUAUUUAAAUAUUAAAGAUCUUUGUGUUUUCUGUAAUUUUCUGCAUUGUCUAGUCAUAUCUUCUGAUAAAAGUCUUGUCAUUUUCAGUGUUGAUUUUUUAUUUCCUUAAUGUACAUGUAGCGUUGUGUUUUAAGAACAACAAAUCGGUCUGCAUUUGUUUUUCUUCAGUUUGAGUUUGUACAUUUUGUGAUGGAUCUUUCACUAUAAUAAAUCUACACACUUAAAAGGGUAUGGUUGGGUUUACUUUUUUUUUGUUUUGUUUUGUUUUGUUUCCUAUUCGUUAAACAGUAAGUACCAGUGUUUCUUGGCCGAUAAUACGUGCAUUUGGCCAAUCUAAGUUGGUUCUUUUUACGGGUGAGUCAUGUGACAGAAUGCUGUCUCUAUUAUGUUGUCAGAUCAAUUAAAACAAAAGGUACAAGUUUAACCUCUUCAGUUCUUUUCUUAACUGGCUUUAAUGUUUCUUCCUAUCCCCUAUUAUGCAAUUGUCAUCUCUGACCUCUUCAAGUCAAGUGGCUGGCUUGUCCUACCAUCUGUAUAUGGCAUUUCAGAAUACAGUGGCACAAAAUAAUAU
Molecule: messenger RNA, 3735 nt
Organism: Polypterus senegalus (gray bichir)
Lineage: Eukaryota; Metazoa; Chordata; Cladistia; Polypteriformes; Polypteridae
Gene: bard1
Product: BRCA1 associated RING domain 1
Exons: 11
Coding region: 135-2495 (786 amino acids)
Molecular function (GO): protein binding
Source: RefSeq, a predicted model, not a curated record